Messenger RNA from Chanos chanos (milkfish), 1780 nucleotides. RefSeq names its product ddb1 and cul4 associated factor 13 (gene dcaf13). Gene Ontology annotation, cellular component: nucleolus; small-subunit processome. The transcript has 11 exons. Gene Ontology annotation, molecular function: protein binding. Bases 69 to 1406 code for a protein of 445 amino acids. Gene Ontology annotation, biological process: maturation of SSU-rRNA from tricistronic rRNA transcript (SSU-rRNA, 5.8S rRNA, LSU-rRNA). The record is from RefSeq and is a predicted model, not a curated record. Lineage: Eukaryota; Metazoa; Chordata; Actinopteri; Gonorynchiformes; Chanidae.
UGUUAGUAUAUUAAUUUUAUGAGUAGUACAGGAUAAAAACGAACCAGCUUGCCCUGUUGUAGCCCGCAAUGAAAGUAAAGGUGCUUAGUAGGAAUCCGGACGAUUAUGUCCGCGAGACGACGCGGGAUAUACAGCGUGUUCCAAGAAAUUAUGAUCCAACCCUCCACCCAUUUGAAGUACCAAGAGAAUACACUCGAGCCCUGAAUGCCACUAAACUGGAACGUGUAUUUGCCAAGCCGUUUGUGGCUUCCCUGGACGGACAUAGAGAUGGGGUUAAUUGUAUGGCAAAGCACUCCAAGAGUUUGUCCACUGUAUUGUCAGGAGCCUGCGAUGGAGAGGUGAAAUUGUGGAACCUGGCCAAGCGUGAAUGCAUACGCACGAUUCAAGCACACGAAGGCUUUGUCAGGGGGAUAUGCUCUCGGUUCUGCGGCACCUCCUUUUUCACGGUGGGAGAUGACAAGACAAUCAAACAGUGGAAAAUGGAGUUGCCUGGAUACGGAGAGAAAGAAGAGCCAAUAAACACUAUUCUUGGGAAGGCUGUGUUCACGGGGAUAGAUCACCACCAGUCGGAGAGCACCUUUGUGACAUGUGGUCAGACCGUGGACAUCUGGGAUGAGCAGAGGAGCAGCCCCAUUCGCUCCUUCAGCUGGGGCGUGGACAGUUUCAGCUGUGUCCGCUACAAUCCUGUAGAGACUGAACUACUCGCUAGCUGCGCUUCAGACAGAAGUAUUGUGUUGUAUGACAUGAGAGAAUCUACACCUCUGAAAAAGGUUGUCAUGCAAUUGAGGAGCAACACACUCUGCUGGAACCCCAUGGAAGCUUAUGUAUUUACAUGUUCCAAUGAAGAUUACAACCUGUACACAUAUGACAUGAGAAAUCUGACCGCUCCUGUGACUAUUCAUAUGGACCACGUGUCUGCCGUCCUGGAUAUAGACUAUUCUCCAACAGGAAGAGAGUUUGUGUCUGCCAGCUUUGACAAGACUAUCCGCAUCUUCCCUAAAGACAGCGGACACAGCAGAGAGGUGUACCACACCAAGCGUAUGCAGCACGUCAUUUGUGUGAAGUGGUCAGCAGACAACAAGUACAUCCUUAGCGGCUCUGAUGAAAUGAACAUCCGCUUAUGGAAAGCCAGUGCCUCGGAGAAACUGGGAGUGCUCAGUCCCAGAGAGAGAGCUGCCGCAAACUACAACGAAAAGCUGAAGGAGAAAUUCCAGCACCACCCUCAAAUCCGCCGCAUCGCCCGCCACCGACACCUGCCCAGAGACAUCUACAAGCAGAGGAGAGAACUGCGAGAGAUGAGGGAGGCGCGGCGCAGGAAGGAACAGAACGUGCGUAAACACAGCAAACCCGGCUCUGUUCCCGUGGUGACAGAGAAGGAGAAACAUAUUGUGACUGUUGUGGAGUAGAGGAUGGUUUUAUGUGGAUCCAGCAGUAGUGCGUCUGUCCAUUUUCACACACACACACACACACACACACACACGUAUACCAACUCCUAAAUAAAAGACUUCCAGAUGACUACAGGUGCUCCUUUAAACUUUUCAGUGGCAUGUCUGUGCUUUUUUUUCCACAUACAUGUACACACACACACACACACACACACACCAGUAUUUUCUAAAUACAAGACUUCACGUACUCUUUAAGAUGUUUCAGUACAGCAAAUGGAAAAUAUGUUUUUGUUUCAUUUUUGCCACAACUGAAUACAUCAAAAUUACACUCAGUUCAAGACUUAAAUGAAGCUUUAUAUCAAGGAUAACUUAAAAAGUUCAAACUGUAAAAUUGG